AUGGCUUUAGAAAAGUUGAGCAAAAAAUACAGAACAAGACAAGAAUUGCUCAAAGCUCUUACUCCCAGAACGCGGUCCAUCCAUCUAAGCUCCAGUGGUCACUCAAGCGGCAGUGCCAGUUCAGAUGCGGAGGUUUUGUAUCAUAUUAAGCAGAUUUUGUCAUUGGCGGCUAAUUCUUUAGAGCAACAACAACAGCCAUUUACAAUAAUCUUUCAAAACAAAACAAGAGGCGGUUCUAGUAAUUCCAACGUCCCUACAAGAUUAGACUUCCCUUUGAAUGGCCCACAUCUAUUCACUCACCGGUUUAGGCUGAAAAAAUGCUCAAUCCUAUUAAACUUAUUGAAAAUCGUUAUGGAAAAAUUACCCCUUGGUAAAAACACUACCGUAAGAGACAUUUUCUACUCCAAUGUGGAGCUAUUCCAGAGACAGGCAAAUGUUGUCCAGUGGCUAGAUAUCAUACGGUUUAACUUUAAUCUCUCCCCACGGAAAUCGUUAAAUAUCAUCCCAGCCCAGAAAGGUUUGAUUUAUUCACCAUUCCCAAUCUAUGUUCACGACAAAAUCAUGACGGGCAAAGAUGAGUUCCAGAUACAGAAGCAAACAGUUUCCCAUGGUAAGCCCUGUUUGAUUCCCUUUUUCCAAGAUGAUGCAAUAAUUGAACUAGAAACAACCAGCAACUGCAAUCUUGUUAUAGUAGAAAAGGAGGCCGUCUUCACCAAGUUAGUAAGUAAUUAUCACCGGUUAAAUGCGAAUACGGUGUUGAUUACCGGUAAGGGGUUCCCAGAUUUCCUGACAAGGUUGUUUCUGAAAAAACUGGAGCAAGAUUGCUCCAGUUUAAUCUCGAGCUGUUCCAUAUUCACCGACGCCGACCCUUAUGGAAUCAGCAUCGCUCUAAAUUAUAUUAACUCGAGUGCAAACGCCGCAUAUAAUUGUGCGAUGGUCGACUAUAGGGGUAUUUAUAUUACACAGGUCUUAGCGCAAAACAAUAGGUUAGGUAGCAAAGCCAUCCAAUUAUUGAACCUAAGUCAGCGCGAUUGCACAUUAGCCAAGAAUUUGAUAGUUUCCCUGACCGGAAACAACGAAGAAAUUGCAACAUCGCCAUUCAAAAACUUCAUUGUAGAGUGUCAGCGGGAGAUCUUUUUUCAUAAAAAAGCUGAAAUGAAUGAAAUCGAUGCCAGUAUUUUCCAGUUGCCGUGA
Saccharomyces kudriavzevii IFO 1802 is the source of this 1194-nucleotide messenger RNA. RefSeq names its product DNA topoisomerase (ATP-hydrolyzing) (gene SPO11). The coding region runs from base 1 to 1194 and encodes 397 amino acids. Lineage: Eukaryota; Fungi; Ascomycota; Saccharomycetes; Saccharomycetales; Saccharomycetaceae. Gene Ontology annotation, molecular function: DNA binding; DNA topoisomerase type II (double strand cut, ATP-hydrolyzing) activity; ATP binding. The record is from RefSeq and is a predicted model, not a curated record. The transcript has a single exon. Gene Ontology annotation, cellular component: nuclear chromosome. Gene Ontology annotation, biological process: meiotic DNA double-strand break processing; reciprocal meiotic recombination; meiotic DNA double-strand break formation.